CUGCCCGACGGGGAAACCAGAGCCGCUCACACAGGGAGCCGGUUACGGACGCCGAGCUGCCCUCACCAGCGGUUUAAAUUUAAAUCCUCCGCCGCUGCCCAAUUAGAGAGCGGGAGCCGCUGACCCGGAAGCACAGGGGAAUGUAGAUUUUCCUCCUGGAGAAGACAUCACUUCCAUGAUAAUUUAACUUAGUCCACUGAAAAUGAAGCAAGAUUCUACUAGAAACAUUGCUUACACUGUGGAUUGCGAAGAUUAUGUGCACGUGGUAAAAUUCAAUCCGUUUGAGAGUGGAGAUGCAUGUUCCCUCAUUGCAUAUGGUGGCAAUAAUUAUGUAGUUGUCGGGUUGUGUAGAUUUCAGGAGGAAGAUGCAGAAGUGGAAGGCAUGCAAUAUAAGACGCUAAAAACAUUUCAUCAUGGAAUCCGAGUUGAUGCCAUAGCAUGGAGUCCAGAAACCAGACUUGAUGCUUCAUCUCCCCAGUUAAGGUUUUGUACUGCGGCUUCUGACAGGAAGUUAAGGCUAUUUACUUCAGACCUGCAGGACAAGAAUGAGUUUAAGACAUUUGAUGGCCACUCAGAUUACAUUAAUGAUUUGGUGUUUGCUCCCAAAGAAGGUCAAGAAGUUGCAAGUGUAAGUGAUGAUCACACCUGCAGAGUCUGGGAUUUGGAAGGAAAUGAGAAGGCCCAUUUUGUCUUACGUUCUCCUGGAAUGAGUGUUUGCUGGCAUCCUGAGGAGGAUUUUAAGCUGAUGGUAGCAGAGAAGAAUGGAACAAUACGAUUCUAUGAUCUAAUUACACAGCAGGCCAUUCUCUCCCUAGAGUGUGAGCAGACGCCACUGAUGUCAGCAGACUGGUGUUUAAAAAAUAACCUUAAAAUUGGAGCAGUUGCUGGAAAUGAUUGGCUAAUCUGGGAUAUCACUCGCUCCAGUUACCCACAGGAUAAGAGACCCGUCCAUGCUGAUCGAGCCAGAUUAUUCAGGUGGUCCCGAGUGAAUGAAAAUCUAUUUGCAACCACUGGAUAUCCAGGAAAGACAACUACUCAAUUGCUUGUUCAUCAUUUAGGACAUCCCCAGCCCAUUCUUACUGGUACCGCAGCUGUAGGAUCUGGUCUGACAUGGCAUAGAACUCUUCCAUUAUGUGCAGUUGGAGGAGAUCAUAAAAUUUUCUUCUGGGUAACUGAAAUGUAAAACAACCAUUUGUGUUCCGUAUGAAACUUUACAGCAUAAUGUCUCUUUUCUAAUAAAACGAAAGAAUUUA
Calidris pugnax (ruff) is the source of this 1253-nucleotide messenger RNA. It is a transcript of the gene NUP37, whose product is annotated as nucleoporin 37kDa. Bases 203 to 1183 code for a protein of 326 amino acids. The transcript is spliced from 10 exons. NCBI's taxonomy places the organism in Eukaryota, Metazoa, Chordata, Aves, Charadriiformes, Scolopacidae. The record is from RefSeq and is a predicted model, not a curated record. Gene Ontology annotation, molecular function: protein binding. Gene Ontology annotation, cellular component: nuclear pore outer ring.